AUGUUCUUACUUCGGCGUGCCCCACUCCGUGCCAUUCCCCGGCUGACCGCAAUCCGUCCCCAACGACGAUCACUCGGCAGCGUGAGCGCCAUCGACUCUGUCAUCUUUCGCACGCUCUUCGGGACUGAUGAAAUCCGCAAAGUCUUUGAUGAUAAGGCUUACAUCAAUCGUUGUGUCGAUGCGGAGACAGCUUUGGCAAGAGCGCAAUCAAAAUGCAAUGUCAUUCCGUCUCAUAUCGGAGAGAUUGUGACGUCGAAAGCCAGUGAGAUUUCUCUAGAUUAUGACAGACUACGCCAGGAAACUGAAAUCGUUGGUUAUCCCAUCUUCCCGCUGGUACGGCAAUUGUCCGCAUCGUGUGGGGACGAAGCUGGACGAUAUGUGCACUGGGGGGCAACAACUCAAGACAUCAUGGAUCUGGCGAGCAUUCUACAGAUGAAAGAGGGUCUUGAGAUAGUCGAACGCACGCUUCGGUCUGUCAUCAAGAACCUGGAAGAUCUAUCGAGAAAGCACCGGGACACACCCAUGGCUGGCCGCACGCAUUUACAACAUGCACUUCCCAUCACCUUUGGGCACAAAUGCGCUAUCUGGCUAUCUGGAUUUCAACGACACCUUGAACGUCUCGAGCAGCUCAAGUCUCGCGCAUUGAUGGUUCAAUUCGGGGGAGCCGCAGGUUCUUUGGCCUCUUUGGGCUCGGGCGACGAUGGGAUCCGUGUUAGGAAAGAGAUGGCCAGAGACCUUGGACUUACAGAUCCUCCAAUCACCUGGCACGUUGCGAGAGAUGGUGUUGCUGAGAUCACGAACUACCUUGCACUUGUUGGUGGUACUCUAGGCAAGCUGGGCUUGGACAUCAUCAUCAUGUCGUCAAACGAGCUGUCGGAAGUAUCGGAGCCUUUCGUGCCCCAUCGCGGUGCUUCUUCUACAAUGCCACAGAAAAGAAACCCCAUUUCAAGUGAAGUCAUCCUGGCAGCGUCAAAGAUCUUGCGAUCAAACGCAGGUUUGGUACUGGAUGGCAUGGUUUCCGACUUCGAGCGCGCGUCGGGUCCAUGGCAUCUGGAGUGGGUGGCCGUCCCGGAGAGCUUCGUCAUCGCUGUGGGCGCCCUUAACCAGGCUGACUUUGCGCUUUCGGGCCUUGUAGUGAACCCGAAGCAAAUGCUCACCAACCUCUACUCCACCAGAGGUCUCAUCGUUGCGGAGGCUGUCAUGAUGGGGCUUGCUCCACAUGUCGGUCGUCAGAAGGCGCACGAUGUCGUCUAUGAGGCAUGCAGAGAGAGCAUCGAGAACGACACUAGUUUGUUGGAGGCUCUGCAAACACGCUCUGAAAUCACUGACAAGAUUUCGAACGAAGAACUGAGCUCGUUGUGCGACGCAAAGAACUACCUCGGCUCCUGUGGGCUCAUGGUUGACGAGGUUCUGGCCGCGUCGAGAUGA
Messenger RNA from Pyrenophora tritici-repentis Pt-1C-BFP, 1428 nucleotides. RefSeq names its product PurB, Adenylosuccinate lyase. Gene Ontology annotation, molecular function: catalytic activity. The record is from RefSeq and is a predicted model, not a curated record. NCBI's taxonomy places the organism in Eukaryota, Fungi, Ascomycota, Dothideomycetes, Pleosporales, Pleosporaceae.